AUAACCACUUCCUUUUAAAAAGAGGCCUCAAAACCUGACGUGUAUAAGAGAACUUCAAAAAACAUAUUUGAAGGUGUUAAUCUCAUUCUAACAAAAUGGCUGCUAAACAAAGAAUGAGGUUAGCCAACGAGAAACACAGCAAAAAUAUCACAACCAGAGGCAAUGUGCCGAAAUCACUGCGAAAUCCAGCUGAGGAGAAAUACGCCGUUGGACCUUGGUUGUUGGGCCUCUUUAUUUUUGUAGUCUGUGGAUCAGCGGUAUUCCAGAUCAUACAAAGUAUUCGCAUGGCUUAAUGACAGAGGCGUGUCAGGAUCUCAUGAACAUGUUUUAUCUGAAGGACCAGGACUACACAAAAUUACGGAUUGGACUCAUCUACUCAUUACUCUUGAUGGUUUCUUUUGUAUAUAUUGUUUCUGAGAUGUAACAUUUUCACAAACAUGUUGUUAUCACUGUCAAGAGUCUUUUUUUUAUACAUGUUAUAAGUGAGUCAUCUGUCAUUAUUUUAGAGCUGUCUACUUGAAAGAUUGUAUACAGCAUUGAAAAAAAAAUUGUCAUGCAAUAUUUAAGAUAUUAAAUGUUUUAAAAUAUC
Messenger RNA from Ostrea edulis (European flat oyster), 589 nucleotides. RefSeq names its product stress-associated endoplasmic reticulum protein 2-like. The record is from RefSeq and is a predicted model, not a curated record. The coding region runs from base 96 to 293 and encodes 65 amino acids. Gene Ontology annotation, biological process: endoplasmic reticulum unfolded protein response. The transcript has 4 exons. Gene Ontology annotation, cellular component: endoplasmic reticulum. NCBI's taxonomy places the organism in Eukaryota, Metazoa, Mollusca, Bivalvia, Ostreida, Ostreidae.